AUGGAAGCAGAAAGUUUUCAAUAUUCUGUUAUUAAUCCUCAGUUAGCUGCAUACAAUGACUCCCCCGAGUAUCAGCAUUAUAUAAGGACAAUGGGAAAUCCGAAUUUGAAAAUGGCUUUGGAUUCUCAAGCAAAAAAAGCUUACGAAAAUCAAAUUAAAAUAGAUCAAGGUGCAUGCUCCUCUCGUGCAACACCGUAUGUGGAUGCAUAUCGUUCAAUUAAAAAUAUCGAAGAAAUUGGAACAUCUAGUAUGAUUUUUCAAUAUUGUUUAGCUUUACGAUCAUCAGAAACCCUUGACAAUGAGAUCAAAAAAGAAGAGCAACUUAAUGAACAGCUUCAAAAAGAAUACGAAGAACUAAUUAAAUCCUGUAAGUUGAAUAAUAUCCCAAUUGAUUAA
Molecule: messenger RNA, 396 nt
Organism: Trichomonas vaginalis G3
Lineage: Eukaryota; Parabasalia; Trichomonadida; Trichomonadidae
Exons: 1
Coding region: 1-396 (131 amino acids)
Source: RefSeq, a predicted model, not a curated record